Molecule: messenger RNA, 342 nt
Organism: Cladophialophora immunda
Lineage: Eukaryota; Fungi; Ascomycota; Eurotiomycetes; Chaetothyriales; Herpotrichiellaceae
Exons: 2
Coding region: 1-342 (113 amino acids)
Molecular function (GO): flavin adenine dinucleotide binding; oxidoreductase activity, acting on CH-OH group of donors
Source: RefSeq, a predicted model, not a curated record
AUGCGUGACGAAUACGACUUCCUUGUCUGUGGUGGCAGCACCUCUGGCUGUGUGAUCGCAGGACGGCGCGCCGAAGCGGACGGCAGCCCGAAGACUCCCCUAGUCGAGGCAGGUCCGCAGAAGGAACACCUCGAAAACGUCCACAUGGUCGGUGGCUGGUCCGAGAACUUCGACAGCGAGACCGACUGUAACUUAGUCACCACACCUAUGGAAGGGGUCAACAACCGUCAAGUCAAGCUGAGCGGUGGAAGGUUUCUAGGGGGCUCGUCUGGGGUCAACGGCACCCUUUGCUUUCGCGGUGCUAAGCAAGACUACGAUGACUGGAAGUGUGUGUACCUCUGA